Thalassophryne amazonica is the source of this 765-nucleotide messenger RNA. It is a transcript of the gene mrpl18, whose product is annotated as mitochondrial ribosomal protein L18. The record is from RefSeq and is a predicted model, not a curated record. Gene Ontology annotation, biological process: translation. Gene Ontology annotation, molecular function: 5S rRNA binding; structural constituent of ribosome. NCBI's taxonomy places the organism in Eukaryota, Metazoa, Chordata, Actinopteri, Batrachoidiformes, Batrachoididae. The transcript has 4 exons. Bases 152 to 715 code for a protein of 187 amino acids. Gene Ontology annotation, cellular component: ribosome; mitochondrion.
GUUUUUCAGGUCGCACGGACGUUGGAACGUCAAAAAUAGAGCUGCACGUUCUAGGAUAGAAUAUACUUUAAUUGGAAGGACGUGGGGCGAUAAACUACGGUGAUAUAGUAAUAAACGUUUUAUUAAUGACGUGAAGAAAGCUGAAGAGGACAUGAUACUGAGUCAAAUAAGUCGAAAUGUUCGGCUGCUCUUCGGUCAAAUUCAGAGACGUCGUCCGGCUGUUUUACCGUCAGCCCGGUGUAUGAACCAGGUUUCAUUACAGCAGGAACCAUGCACCAAAGAAAAUGAAGCAGUGAACCCAACCUUUCUGAACAGAAACCCACGGAACCUGGAGCAGAUGGCGCUGGCUGUGAAGGAACGGGGCUGGAAAAGCAGCUGGCCUCGCAGGGACUUUUACCACAGGUUGGUAUUUUCUCGUAGCCAGCACCAUGUGACAGCAGAGGUCUUCUCCGUUAGCUCUCCUGUCCCGGUGCUCUCCUGCUCCACUAAGGAGUGGGCUAUAAAGCGGGAGUUGGCCUUCACAAACUGCGUGGCAGCGUGUCAGGCUGUGGGGGAGGUGCUGGCGCACCGAUGCAAGCAGGCCGGCAUCACCAGAAUGGUGUACAGUGAGAUUCCUUGGCACUACCGCUGUGACACUGUUCAGUCCUUCAGGUUGGCAAUGAAAGAAGGAGGGGUCCUCCUCAGUGAACCAAGAAGGAAAUACAUCAGGACCUGAGUCUGGGUUUUGUCAUUUUGUUAAAUAAAACUGUCUGCAACCCUAAAUCA